CAUGCCGCAGAAAGUUACGCCAUCAGAUAAGUUUUGCUCUUUUGGCAGGUCUAUACACUAGUACCAUACCCAUACGCUAAUUAUGGAUCCAAACGCCGCCUUCCGCAUAGCAAUUCGCCCAUUGACCUCCGCUGACAUCGAACAGUGUGUGGUGUUGGAGGGCUUAGGGUUCCCACCCGAGGAGCGCUGCUCGUUGGAGAAGUUCCAAUACCGGAUCGGAGCGUGUCCCGAGUUGUGCUUAGGGCUUUUCUACAGGGAAUUCAACCCACCGUACGAACACGGAAACCGCUUGAACAGACAGUUUGCCAAGAUUGAUGGCUCUGCCACUGAAGUGGAUGAGGAGGAUGAUAACCUUGACAGCUGCGAUUUGCCGGGUCAAUCCACGAUCAAGUCCGAACAGUUGAUCGGCCAUAUCAUCGCGACCAAGAUGGGUUCUGAUUUGGUUACCGAAGAAGCUAUGAUGAUGCCGCAGAACGGAUCCAACGUGUCAGAGUCCGGUAAAACGCUCGGUCACGUCGAGACCUCUCGCGUCAUCGGUAUCCACUCUUUGGUGGUCCACCCAGACUUCCGCGGCCUGGGCUACGCCACUUGGUUGUACGUCGACUACAUGCACAAGAUCUCGCAGCAGCAGGUUGCAGACAAGAUUGCCCUUCUUGCCAAGGAAAGCUUGUUGAAGUUGUACGUCGACAAGCUCCAUUUCCGUGACUUGGGCAUCAGCAAGUGCACCUUCGGCGGUGUUGAAUGGCACGACUUGGUCGCCGAUGUCCAGGGCGGCGAUGAAGACUACGAGUAGUUAGAGAUGGGCUUUUGUAAAACGAGAGUUAGGGCAAUGAAUGGAAAAUGCGAAAAAACGUAGAAACGCGAGGGUGAAGGAAUAGAGAAAGGGGAAAAUCUGGUGCACGUAACGCUAGGCCAAGUUG
Messenger RNA from Babjeviella inositovora NRRL Y-12698, 920 nucleotides. RefSeq names its product polyamine acetyltransferase. NCBI's taxonomy places the organism in Eukaryota, Fungi, Ascomycota, Pichiomycetes, Serinales. The record is from RefSeq and is a predicted model, not a curated record. The transcript has a single exon. Gene Ontology annotation, molecular function: aralkylamine N-acetyltransferase activity. The coding region runs from base 83 to 793 and encodes 236 amino acids. Gene Ontology annotation, cellular component: cytoplasm.